AUGUUCACAAAGGUGUUGUGCAUCGCCGCUCUGGUAGCCGCAGUGGCCGCCCAGUCCGACCAUGGCCACCACGGCCACCACCACGGCUACUCCUCGCAGCACAUCUCGCGCCACGACGGCAAACCUAAAAAAGUCACUGUUCAAGUAAAAGACAAACACGGACACGCUCAUGAAAUUCACGAUUACUACGCCCACCCUAAGUACGAGUUCGAGUACAAAGUAGAAGACAAGCACACUGGCGACCACAAGACUCAGCACGAGCACCGUGAAGGUGACGACGUGAAGGGCUUCUACUCCCUGCACGAGCCUGAUGGCUCUGAAAGGCACGUCGACUACCACAGCGACAAGCACACUGGGUUCCACGCCACCGUGAAGCACAACACCCACCACCUCGUCCCAGAGCACCACCAUCACCACUAUGUGCUUGUCGCUAUGGUAGUCGACUUUCCUUUCGGAACCAUCAGGCUCGUGCAGGGAGUAGAAGCCCUUCACGACGUCUCCAUCGCGGUGCUCGUGCUGGGUCUUGUGGUCUCCAGUGUGCUUGUCCUCCACUUUGUACUCGAACUCAUAUUUAGGCAUGAAAUUAUAAUACAGAAGAUUUUGAACUCACCCAGUGUGCUUGUCGCUGUGGUAGUCGACUUUCCUUUCGGAACCAUCAGGCUCGUGCAGGGAGUAGAAGCCCUUCACGUCGUCUCCAUCGCGGUGCUCGUGCUGGGUCUUGUGGUCGCCGGUGUGCUUGUCCUCCACUUUGUACUCGAACUCAUAUUUAGGCUGGACUUCACAACAAUAACAAUGUUCUCCAAGGUGCUGUGCUUCGCCGCUCUGGUGGCUAUAGUAGCCGCCCAGUCCGACCACGGCCACCAUGAGCACCACCACGGCUACUCCUCGCAGCACAUCUCGCGCCACGAUGGCAAAGCUGAGAAAGUCAGCGUUAAAGGACACGAUGGACAUGAACACCACUAUGAUUACUAUGCCUAUCCUAAAUACGAUUUUGAGUACAAAGUAGAGGACAAGCACACCGGUGACCUCAAGACCCAGCACGAGACCCGCGACGGAGACGUUGUAAAGGGCUACUACUCCCUGCACGAGCCUGAUGGUUCCGUCAGAGACGUCCACUACCACAGCGACAAGCACACCGGGUUCCACGCCACCGUCAAGCACAACACCCACCACGUCGUCCCAGAACAUCACCAUCACCACUAAACUAAGACCUAGUCAU
Ostrinia furnacalis (Asian corn borer) is the source of this 1219-nucleotide messenger RNA. RefSeq names its product histidine-rich glycoprotein-like. The transcript has 10 exons. NCBI's taxonomy places the organism in Eukaryota, Metazoa, Arthropoda, Insecta, Lepidoptera, Crambidae. Gene Ontology annotation, cellular component: extracellular matrix. Bases 1 to 1203 code for a protein of 400 amino acids. The record is from RefSeq and is a predicted model, not a curated record.